This is a messenger RNA of Tribolium castaneum (red flour beetle), 1670 nucleotides long. RefSeq lists its product as uncharacterized. Gene Ontology annotation, cellular component: endosome; membrane. Gene Ontology annotation, biological process: protein K63-linked deubiquitination. The transcript is spliced from 8 exons. Lineage: Eukaryota; Metazoa; Arthropoda; Insecta; Coleoptera; Tenebrionidae. Gene Ontology annotation, molecular function: protein binding; K63-linked deubiquitinase activity; metal-dependent deubiquitinase activity. Bases 327 to 1502 code for a protein of 391 amino acids. The record is from RefSeq and is a predicted model, not a curated record.
UUUUAUUUGUACGUCAUUUUGUAUCCUAACCUUUAGAUCUCCGUAGUUGAGCCCACAAAAAACGUUUAAAAAAUCGAAAACUGUGCUAAAACCCCUAAAAAUGUGUUCCUUGACUGGGCUGUAGCCCGUAACAGUUAAUGAUUUGCAGUUUAUUGCCCUUUUUAAUUAAUUUAAACAGAGUUUUGACAACUGUCAAAUGUCAAAAUGGCGAUCACCAAAGUAAAUAUAACCUAACAAUUUGCAUAAAAACGGCGUAAAAUCGUUUUAUUGGUGACUCAUCUCGGUUUUUCCCCCAUUUUGCGGCUCCCGGGUGAUUGUGGGGCACAAUGCAGUCGAACGUUGAGCCCGAACUGAAGCACACUUCGGGCCUCAUAAAUCCGCAAGAACGUCUCAAACACCUGAUUAAUUACAGUAAUGCGGUCGAGGUGGACUUCCACAUUCCCCCAACAAGGUACUAUCGCUCAGGCCUUGAGAUGGUCCGAAUGGCCAAUGUGUACAACAGUGAGGGCAACUACGAGAACGCCUACGUUCUCUAUUUGAAGUUUAUGACUCUAUUUCUGGAAAAAAUCCGGAAACAUCCCGAUUUUAACUCGGUUCCGGUUAAAAUGAAGGCCAUCAACCAGGCCAAGUUGAGGGAGGUGCUCCCCAAAGCUGAGAAACUGAAAGAGAGGCUUCUGGAGCAGUACAAGGAGGAGUUUAACCGAUAUGUUGCCGAGAGGGAACGGAGGAAAGAAUUGCCGAAAAAUUCAGCUGAUACGUUGGCCACUGAGACAAAUUUCGCUUCGGCUUCCACGCUGGUGGACCCCUCAAGUCACUCGUUUGUCAACGUGGAAACCCCCCGAAAUAUUGAUGACAUCACGUAUCCGGAUCCGGACGCCGCGGCGCGCCGGCCUAGGCCUGUGCCGAGCGCGCCCGACUUCGACCGCGCCAAAAAACCAUCGGAAAUUUUCGAUUCCAAGUAUGUGCCCCCUGGACUGAGGCUAGUUAUAGUCCCUGGGCAAGUCAUGGUCCAGUUCCAGACCAUUGCCCAGAAAAACACAGUCAAUAACGUCGAGACUUGCGGAAUUCUCGCCGGAAAAUUGGAAAACAAUCAAUUAAUCAUCACUCAUAUGAUCCUCCCUAAGCAAAAAGGGACGUCCGAUUCGUGCACGACUAUGAACGAGGAGGAAAUUUUCGACUUGCAAGACCAGCACAAUCUUAUAACAAUUGGGUGGAUUCAUACACAUCCGACUCAAACGGCCUUCUUAUCAAGUGUGGACUUGCACACGCACUGUCCCUAUCAGUUGUUGAUGCCCGAGGCUGUGGCUAUUGUUUGCGCCCCGAGAUACAACGAGACUGGAUUUUUUAUUUUAACUCCGGAGUAUGGGUUAAAAUUCAUCGCCAACUGCCGGAAAUCCGGUUUUCAUCCUCACCCUACUAAACCACCCCUAUUUAUGGUUGCCGAACAUGUGAAGAUCGAUCACAGUGCUGAUUUGCAAGUGUUUGAUUUGCGUGCGCAAUAAAGACCAAAGUUUUGUUUUAUUUAUUUGUUUUUGUUGUCUACUGCGAUGUGAUAUAAUAGUUAUAAUAAUGAAAGAGUGUAGGUUUUACAAUUUUUCAUGGUCCACAAAGCUUUGCUUUUAAAAUUUAUUGUACUAUGUAAAAAUGGAAUAAAUACUUUUUACUAUUAA